This is a messenger RNA of Naegleria fowleri, 387 nucleotides long. RefSeq lists its product as uncharacterized. Lineage: Eukaryota; Heterolobosea; Eutetramitea; Acrasida; Naegleriidae. The record is from RefSeq and is a predicted model, not a curated record. Bases 1 to 387 code for a protein of 128 amino acids. The transcript has a single exon. Gene Ontology annotation, molecular function: protein binding.
AUGUCCCACACCCAUUCUUCAUCUUCGACUCUAAGACUCGGAAGCAAACCCAAGAUUGAUCAUGACUCGGUAGUAGUCAAUCCUGUCAUGUCUGCCACUUUGAUGGACAUGGGAUUUUCUAAAUUCAAGUCAGGAAGAGCUCUUCAAAUGGUAAACAAUAUUUCCAUUGAUGCAGCCAUUCAAUACAUUUACGAUCAUUUUAAUGAAUUGGAUCAAGAAGAAUUAAUUGCAGGAGCCUCUGAUCAGACAUCUUCCACCAGUGCUCCUACAACAACCACCCCACCACCACCACCACCACCUUCACCACUCCUUCAUCAACCCUCCCCUCAUCCACACCCAGCAACACAGAAACACCAACUUCAUCAUCCCUUGCUGGUAUCCCAGUGA